AUGACGAAUACGAACAAUACCAAUGGAAAACUUUACCCCAGUCGUCCCCCUUUGACAGCAGCUGAAUAUGAUAAAAUACACAACCUCAUCAGCAUUCCGUCGACAAGCAAAAUCACUCCAGUUUCUCCAUACGAUUCGCCAAGCGCGAGGCCUCCCACGUCGACCCUGACCAGGGAUGUCCCGGAUUUUUCCGAUGAGCCUCUGGCGGCAGUCGGCGUGGGCAGCCCACUGUAUCGGGCAACAACCAACGUGAUCAACGCUCCACCCCAUACUGAUUCGCCAAGCGCGAGGCCUCCCACGUCAACCCUGACCAGGGAUGUUCCGGAGUCUUCCGACGAGCCCCUGGCGGCAGUUGACGUGGGCUGCCCGCAACCACGGGCAACCUCCGGUACUAUGCCUAACGUAAUCAACAGUAAUCUACCCUCGUGGAGCACGCAAAAUACGCCCAGAUCAACCGCAUCCAUCAGUUCACCAAUAACCGAAGCCCGUUGGAGAGCACAUGGAUCCAAUCAACUACACGAUGCUGCUUUAUUACACCGGAAAAGUCCAUCAACACCUGCAUGUUUUGAUUCGCCAAGCGCGAGGCCUCCCACGUCGACCCUGACCAGGGAUGUCCCGGAUUUCUCCGAUGAGCCUCUGGCGGCAGUUGACGUGGGUUGCCCACACUCACGGCUCCCAGUACCGUGCCACACUCGAAAGGAACCACCAGCAGUGAUCAGCCCUGCUGCCUACCUCGGAGCACGCAGGAGGCGCUGA
Molecule: messenger RNA, 756 nt
Organism: Aedes albopictus (Asian tiger mosquito)
Lineage: Eukaryota; Metazoa; Arthropoda; Insecta; Diptera; Culicidae
Exons: 4
Coding region: 1-756 (251 amino acids)
Source: RefSeq, a predicted model, not a curated record